UUUGUGGUAGUAUGAUGCAAUUGAGUACAAAACUUCAGUUUUUGAAUAAAGCUUUUAAGUUGUGGAAUUAAAGAAAUGUCGCACAAAUUUUAAUUUCUAGUCUCAUACUAUACACUGAUUUUAAAAUGUCAAGUGUAGUACAGACUAUGCGCUACCUAUAAGAAAAUUAAUUAGUAAAAGAAUUAAAUUGUUUUUAUUACUUUUUUCUAACACCAGGGCUUUCUAUAUCUGCAUUUCAUUUAAAAAAAAAUGUCUAGUGCCGUGAAAAAAAUUGUUUGUGCCAUGUCAGGUGGUGUUGACAGCUCAGUUGCAGCUUUGUUGCUUAAAAAUAAAGGUUUUCAAGUGCUAGGUGUCUUUAUGAGAAAUUGGGAUAUAGCUGAUGAAAAAGGUCACUGCCAAGCAGACCAUGACAAAGAAGAUGCUGAAUAUGUUUGCAAAAAAAUUGGUAUUCCAUUAUUUGAAGUAAAUUUUGUCAAAGAAUACUGGAAUAAUGUUUUUAGCUACUUAAUUAAUGAAUAUAAAGCUGGGUAUACACCCAAUCCAGAUAUUCAUUGCAAUAAAAACAUAAAAUUUGAUUUGUUUUUCAAACAUGCCUUACAAAAAUUAAAAGCUGAUGCUGUUGCAACAGGACAUUAUGCUCGAAUUGUCUGUUCAUCAGAUUCAUCUCAGAAAAACUUUAGGCUAUUGAAAGGAAUUGAUAAGCAGAAAGAUCAGACCUUUUUCUUGUCCCAAAUUCCAAAGUCUUCUUUAGAAAAGUGCAUUUUUCCUGUUGGAGAGAUGACUAAAGAUACAGUUAAAAAGCUUGCUGCUGAUGCUGGUCUUGAUCGUAUUGUUAAGAAAAAAGAGAGUGUUGGAAUUUGUUUCAUCGGUCGUAGAAAUUUUCAAGAAUUCAUAGAUGAUUAUAUUGAACCUCAACAUGGAAAUUUUAUCAAUGUAGAAAAUAAUCAAAUUGUUGGGCAGCACAAAGGUGUUCAUUGUUGGACUAUAGGUCAGAGGUGUGCUCUUUCUGGACAGCCAUCUGCCUUUUAUGUAGCUGAAAGAAAUGUAGAAACUCAAGAUAUACUUGUUGCUCCUGGGCGAAUGCAUCCAGCUUUAUUUCAUCAAACAGUUGUAACUGAAGCACCUUAUUGGAUAAACAAGCCAUCGGUCAGUUUUGAAAAUGGUGAAAUAUUUCAGUGUGAGUUCCGAUUUCAGCAUCGAGAACCCUUAGUAAAUUGUUUAAUGUAUCAAGACAGUGAAGGAAGGCUCCAAAUCUAUCUUCAAAAGCCACUUAGAGCUCUUACUCCUGGACAGUAUGCUGUAUUUUAUACUGGGGAAGAAUGUUUAGGUAGUGCCAAGAUACUUUUUAGAGGACCAUCCAUGUAUUCAUUAGAAUUACUGAAAAAUAAAAAUAUAUCAUGACAUUAAAA
This is a messenger RNA of Argiope bruennichi, 1409 nucleotides long. Its product is annotated as mitochondrial tRNA-specific 2-thiouridylase 1-like. Gene Ontology annotation, cellular component: mitochondrion. The transcript has 8 exons. The record is from RefSeq and is a predicted model, not a curated record. Gene Ontology annotation, biological process: tRNA wobble position uridine thiolation. NCBI's taxonomy places the organism in Eukaryota, Metazoa, Arthropoda, Arachnida, Araneae, Araneidae. Bases 250 to 1401 code for a protein of 383 amino acids. Gene Ontology annotation, molecular function: sulfurtransferase activity.